Vicugna pacos (alpaca) is the source of this 1713-nucleotide messenger RNA. Lineage: Eukaryota; Metazoa; Chordata; Mammalia; Artiodactyla; Camelidae. The record is from RefSeq and is a predicted model, not a curated record.
CGCGCCGGAAGUGACUGAUACGGUCGCCAGAGACUCCGGAAGUGGCUGCUGUGAGGGAUUACUGCAGACUUUGACUCCCGGUUUGCGAUGGGUUGCGACGGGGGAACAAUCCCCAAGAGACACGAACUGGUGAAGGGGCCGAAGAAAGUUGAGAAGGUUGACAAAAAUGCUGAAUUAGUAGCCCAGUGGAACUACUGUGCUCUAAGUCAAGAAAUAUUAAGGCGACCGAUAGUUGCCUGUGAGCUUGGCAGACUUUACAACAAAGAUGCCGUCAUUGAGUUUCUAUUGGACAAAUCAUCUGAAAAGGCUCUUGGAAAGGCGGCAUCUCACAUUAAAAGCAUUAAGAAUGUGACCGAACUAAGGCUUUCUGACAACCCUGCCUGGGAAGGAGACAAAGGAAACACAAAAGGUGACAAACACGAUGACCUCCAGCGGGCGCGUUUCAUCUGCCCCGUUGUAGGCUUGGAGAUGAACGGCAGACACAGGUUUUGCUUCCUGCGGUGCUGUGGUUGCGUGUUUUCCGAACGAGCCCUGAAGGAGAUAAAAGCAGAAGUUUGUCACACAUGCGGGGCUGCCUUCCAGGAGGAUGACGUCAUCGUGCUCAAUGGCACCAAGGAGGACGUGGAAGUGCUGAAGGGAAGGAUGGAGGAGAGAAGGCUUCGAGCAAAGCUGGGAAAGAGUGAGGAGCCAAGCAGCCUUCCCGCUGGUGGGAGCCACCUCCCUGGCCUUCCUGAGCCCCCCGUGGGCUCCUGGAAGGGAGGCCAGCGAGACGCCCUGGUGCAGGCAGCCAGCUCUGGAUGGGUGUGCGGAAAGCAAAGAAACCAAAGGCAGCGGAGUCUGUCUCAAAAUCAGAUGUCAGUGAAGAAACCCCAGGACCAUCAAAAAUUAAGACUGGGAAGCCCGAAGAAACCAGCCUUGAUUCUAGAGAGAAGAAAACCAACUCGGCUCCCAAAAGUGCAGCAGCAAAUGGGAGCUCUUCUGGAAAAGCCGGGAAGCCUCCGUGUGGAGCGACAAAGAGGUCCAUCGCCGACAGUGAGGAGUCGGAAGCUUACAAGUCCCUUUUCACGACUCACAGCUCCGCCAAGCGCUCCAAGGAGGAGUCAGCCCACUGGGUCACCCACACGUCCUACUGCUUCUGAAGCCCGCGCCGCGCCCCCACGAGGGAGGGGCUGUGGCCCUGGGCUGUGCUCUGUGCGCUCUGCUCCAGCUGCAUCUGCACGAGGUCAACCCCCCAAACCUCUGCCGCUGCGGUCAGUCCUGCCUGUGAGGCAGGUGGGGGCCCGCGGUGGCCGUGCCAGCCCCACCCCGUCCCCCUCUCCCUCGGGACCGCGCUCCCUUCCCCCUGCAGGUGCACUUGGACCUUCCCGUGGCCCCGAAAGCGUGUUGGCGGCACUAUUUAUGCUUAAAAUAAUUAAAGACUCCAGAUUGCUCAUGGUGUGUGGUCGGCUCAUUUUGACUAAAAUUCUCAUGGUUUUGCUGCCAAUGGGUAAUUAAUUAAAUAAGCCAAGUGAAACUGAACUGAGAAAGGAUGGGUUUCAGGUACACUCUGCCUGCAGGGCCGCGGGAGGGAACGUCUGUGCCAGAGAGGGGUCACCGCCUGGGUCGAGUACUUGGUGCCCUUCCCGUGUCAUCUGGGUGACAGAGGAGAUUGACUGGGGCACCUGAUGAUUUGGUACAAAAAUAAAGCAAGUCUGAAGUCUGCCUUUUCUCUCA